AUUUAUUGAUGUCUCGAAAAUAAUAUCCCUAUUUUAGUGUUUAAGUGGAAGCUGCAUUGGAUAGCUGCGUUUUCAGUUAGGAGCAAUGUCAUUAUAUCAGCUUAUUCUAGCAUGUAGCAUCUUGGGAGUUGGAGUAUUUCCAAUUCCCAUACCUCAAUUUUUUGGACAUUUUAAUCCGUUUCCUCCAGGCUUUAAUCCUUUUCCUCCAGGUUUCAACCCGUUUCUACCACAAGUUUUUCGUUACGAUCAAACAUUUUACCCAAAUGGAAAUGGCGGGUACUACGAAGCGCAACCACAGGGUUUCUUCAACCCAGUGAAAAACAUUCUUAAAUCCUUGCUUCCACGUAAGUAUCAUUCUUUAAUCACAUUUUUUAAAUAUCUUAGCAUAAAUAUAAUUUCCUCAUGGAAAGGAAAUACUUACCAUUUAAAAUACUCUUAAAAUUUGUGUUUACUUUUCGAACGUACUCAUAGCAAAAUGCGUAGAUAUUAUUCCACUCUUUAACUUUUACAAUUACAUCAGUUAGGGUUGGUUUAAAGAGAAUGUUGCUAUUAAACUCUUGUUAAAUAAAUAAAUGUUAAAUAGGUAUAUUCAUGACUCUAGUCAGUUAAAGGUGACGUUUAAAAAAAAACAAUUGCGAAAUAACAACUAACCUGAUGCAAAAAUUAAAAUACUUUAAAAAAAAAUUAAAACAAAAUUAUUUCUAGUUAAAUAUCGCUUCAUUUAUACGGAUUUAUUACCAUAUAUAACCCAUAAUAUUAAAGAUAAUUCGCUGCAUUACCUUUUUUAGGUUAUUGUUUUUUGAAGAAUUGCUUGAAUUUUGUGAUGAGUGAGCUUUCAAACAAAAUAUUUUUGAAUAUCUUUUCAUGAAUUUUCUAGAAUGUACAUAGAAUUAGCUCCAUAUCAUAUGAACUGUUUACAGCGAUUAAUUAAGUAUUAUUUGUCUUAGAAUGAAUUUUUUAAUAGAAGACUUUUAGAGCUGAGCCUUUUUUAACAUGCCAAAGAUUUAUAGCAGUGUGGGUCCUAAAAUUAAAAAGUACUAAUAUAGCUACGUUACGCAUUAGAAAAUGUAUCUUAUAAUCGUUAGGGAACAAAAAAAUUUUAAUGUAUUAUUUAACAUUUGCAUAGUAAUUAUUAGUUUAAAAACAGAUUAGUUUCGAAACAGAUUCUUUUUAACUUAUUUGAUUUUGAUCUUGCAGCAGCCUUGAAUGCUUUCAAU
Molecule: messenger RNA, 1217 nt
Organism: Parasteatoda tepidariorum (common house spider)
Lineage: Eukaryota; Metazoa; Arthropoda; Arachnida; Araneae; Theridiidae
Source: RefSeq, a predicted model, not a curated record